AGGCAGCAACAAAUAAUUAAAGUCCAUUAAUAAUAAAUAAACAACAAAUAAACGAAGCAAUGAUCACGCAUCCGUUUCAACAACCAUCGCCGUCCACCCCCGAGACCAGCGCACCACCCAAACAAAAACCAGAGCGCCGGGCGCCUCCUCCGAGACGCCGCCCGCCAUCACAGAUCGCACGCACGCGGCCACGCCCCUACGCCGGCAGCUUCCGGUAGCCUCUCCUAGCCCGUACGCCCCCCGUCCCCUCCCUCCCUCCCUCCUCCUCCCUCCUCGUGCGUGGCCGUCGUCGUCUCCACUUCCACUUCCGCACCAGACCACCACCACCUUUCCACCCCUUUGUCUCUCUGUGUCACAAACUGUCUUGUUCGUUUCCGCCAAGAAGGGAGAAGGAAGGAAGAAGCGGCGCGGGAGUCCAACCAACGCGCGAGCGCCCCUCUCGAGAUGGCAUCCGCCGCGGCCGCGACGCGCCCACUGGCGCCGCCCCCGCCUCCGCCACCACCGCCUCCGCCGGCGGCAGCGGCGGUGCAGUGGCUGGGGCCGCGGGUGUCGUUCAGCCUCGACGACGCGGGGGGAGCGGGGAGGGAGGCGGCGGCCGUGGUGGCGGGAGGGAAGGUUGGGCCCAGCGCCGGCGCCGACUUCGAGUUCCUGCUUGGUGGGUGCGCGGCCGCGUCCAUGCUCCCCGCCGACGAGCUCUUCUCUGGCGGCAAGCUCGUGCCGCUCCGCAUCCCCGCGCCGUCGGCGGAUGAGGAGGUGGGGGCGGCGGCGGCGGCGGCGGCGCAGUCGACGGCGCUGCCGCCGAAGCAUGCGCAGGCGCCGGCGUCGGUGGCGGCGCAGCAGCCGGAGACGCCAAGGGCGGCGGAGGCGAAGACCGUGGCCGUGGCCGGUGCCGAGGAGCCCAAGAUCCCGGCGCGGAGGUGGCGGGAUCUCCUCCGGCUGCGGAAGCAGCAGGCCUCGUCGGUGUCGGGCUCCGCGUCGUCGGCGACCGCGGCCUCCGAGCCCAGGCCGCUGCGCCGGCUCCUCCGCCGCGCGCCCAAGCCGCCGGAGCCGGAGCCGUCCCUGAGCCUGCCACUCCUCCGCGAGGCCGGCCCUGACGAGCCGGACAAGCCCGCCGAAAAGUCAGCGUGCACGCCAGCCCCAGCCUCCGCGCCGUCGCCGAUCUCGACCACCGCGCCGCCGCCACCAGCACUGUCCCAGCAGCACCAGAACCUGCCUCCCAAGAUCCGCCUCACCCCAUCGCAGCAGCAGGCGGCGGCGGCCGCGAUAUCGCCCCCACCCCCGCCGCCGCCACCGCCUCCUCCUCCCUCCGCCGUGGCCGCCGACAGCCCGCGCCUGAACGCGGCGGGCAAGGUGGUGUUCAACGGUCUGGGGCGGAGCUCGAGCAGCCCGAGCAGCCUCGCCGGCGGGCGGCGCGGCCACGGCCACGGCCACCGCGCGGGUGGCGGCGCCAUGGAGCGGUCCUACUCGGCGCACGUCCGCGUGGCGCCCGUGCUCAACGUCGUGCCCGUCUGCUCCCUCCGCGGCUCCCGCAAGUCCGUCUCCGUCUUCGGCAUCGACCGCCUCUUCGCCCCGUCGGGCGCCGCCUCCUCCUCCGGUAACACCUCCGCUUCCUCUUCCUCGUCCUCCGGCGGCGGGACCAAGAGGAGCAAGGCUGCCAAGAAGGACGCAACCGCCGCUGGCCAGUAACUUGCUGGCAAGACAAGACAUGACCGCCAUUGAUGAGUUGGUUUCACAAUCCCCGUGCCUGGUUGAUCCUUGAUUAGGCAGUUAGCAAUUUACCACCACCUCUUGUAGCGAGUGUUUCCUGCAAUCCUGCCGACGAACCAGUUGGUUAAUCUGGCAUGUAAAUACAGGCGAGAUCGAGUCGGAUGAACGAGUGAAUGAAUGGGCAAGUGAGUUUUUGCCGUUUCUACA
This is a messenger RNA of Setaria italica (foxtail millet), 1914 nucleotides long. Its product is annotated as formin-like protein 5. NCBI's taxonomy places the organism in Eukaryota, Viridiplantae, Streptophyta, Magnoliopsida, Poales, Poaceae. The transcript has a single exon. The record is from RefSeq and is a predicted model, not a curated record. Bases 445 to 1686 code for a protein of 413 amino acids.